Molecule: messenger RNA, 963 nt
Organism: Neomonachus schauinslandi (Hawaiian monk seal)
Lineage: Eukaryota; Metazoa; Chordata; Mammalia; Carnivora; Phocidae
Gene: GPR55
Product: G protein-coupled receptor 55
Exons: 1
Coding region: 1-963 (320 amino acids)
Biological process (GO): phospholipase C-activating G protein-coupled receptor signaling pathway; positive regulation of Rho protein signal transduction
Cellular component (GO): membrane
Molecular function (GO): G protein-coupled receptor activity
Source: RefSeq, a predicted model, not a curated record
AUGAGCCAGCAACUCAACAAGAGCCAGGACUGCUCCUUCAGGGACGUGGAUGAGCUGAUGAAAACCGUGCAGCUGGUGGUCCAUAUCCCCACCUUCCUCCUGGGCCUCCUCCUCAACGUGCUGGCCAUCCGAGGCUUCAGCACCUUCCUGAAGAAGAGGUGGCCGGAUUACGCGGCCACCUCCAUCUACAUGAUCAAUCUGGCCAUCUUCGACCUGCUGCUGGUGCUGUCCCUUCCGUUCAAGAUGGCGCUGUCCAAUGUGCGCGCUCCCCUUCCUUUCUUCUGUACCCUGGUGGAGUGCUUCUACUUCAUCAGCAUGUACGGGAGUGUCUUCACCAUCUGCUUCAUUAGUCUGGACAGAUUCUUGGCCAUCCAGUACCCGUUCCUGGUCAGCCACCUCCGGUCCCCCAGGAAGAUCUUGGGGAUCUGUUGCACCAUCUGGGUCCUGGUGUGGGCCGGGAGCAUCCCUAUCUACAGCUUUCAUGGGAAGGUGGAAAAGUACACGUGCUUCCACAACAUGUCCGAUGGCACCUGGAGUGCCAAGGUCUUCUUUCCCCUUGAGGUGUUCGGCUUCCUUCUUCCCAUGGGUGUCAUGGGUUUCUGUUCAUCCAGGAGCAUUCACAUCCUGGUAGGCCGUCGGGAUCUCACCCGGGACUGGGUCCAGCAGAAGGCCUGCAUCUGGACAAUCGCGGCCAGUCUGGCUGUCUUUGUGGUCUCCUUUCUUCCGGUCCACCUGGGUUUCUUCUUGCAGUUCCUGGUACGGAACGGCUUUAUUGUGCAGUGCAGCGCUAAGCAGAACAUCAGCUUGUUCUUGCAGUUGUCCAUGUGUUUCUCCAACAUCAACUGCUGCCUAGAUGUCUUCUGCUACUACUUUGUCAUUAAAGAAUUCCGCAUGGACAUCAUGGCCCACAGGCCUUCCAGGGUCCAGCUUGUUCUCCAGGAUACCAUGAUCAGUAGGGGCUAA